Molecule: messenger RNA, 2354 nt
Organism: Adineta steineri
Lineage: Eukaryota; Metazoa; Rotifera; Eurotatoria; Adinetida; Adinetidae
Source: the annotation of a GenBank genome assembly
AUCAUGAAUAUGAAACACCAUCUCGAAAAAAAAUUGAAAUAACAACUAUUGGUAGUAAUUAUCAUACACAAGUUAAUCCAAGUGAUGUUGGUAUUUAUGACCGUGUUGUUAUUCAUGAAUUAAUUAAAACAAUUGCACAAACUAAACAAAUAAAUAGUAUAGAACAACGAUCAUUUAAAAUUAUUGUUAUUGUUGAAGUGGAUAAAUUAACACGAGAUGCUCAACAUAGUCUUCGUCGUACAAUGGAAAAAUAUGUUAGCUCAUGUCGUGUUAUACUUUGUUGUAAUUCAACAUCACGAGUUAUACCAGCUAUUCGUAGUCGAUGUUUAGGAAUAAGAAUGGCUGCACCGACAAUUGAUGAAAUAAGUAUAGUAUUAAAAAAAGUAGCAAAAUUGGAAGGAAUAGAAUUACCAAUUGAAUUAGCAAAUCGUAUUGGUGAAAAAAGUCAAAGAAAUCUUCGAAGAGCUUUACUUAUGCUUCAGACAUGUGCUACACAAAAAAUUCCUUUGACAAAAGAUCAACAAAUAAUUGAACCAGAUUGGGAAAUAUAUUUACGUGAUACAGCUCGAAUGAUUAGUGAACAACAAACACCUCAACGGAUUUUUGAAGUACGUGAACGUCUUUAUGAAUUAACUGCACAUUGUAUUCCAGCAGAAAUUAUUUUUAAAGGUUUACUUGAAGGACUAUUAACUAAUUGUGAUGAUGUAUUAAAAAUUCAAAUAACACAAACAGCUGCUGAAUAUGAACAUCGCCUUCGACAGGGCUCAAAAGAAAUUUUCCAUCUGGAAGCAUUCAUAGCUAAAUUUAUGUGUGUUGCAUUAGCACAAUAUGAACGCGAACAUACACCAGCUGAACGAAUGAGACUCUUGGGUCCUUUGGCUUUUGGCAAUUCUCGAUUAGUAUUUAAUUGUCCAGCAUUAGUUCCAUCACCAACACUUCCAACUUCAGUACAUGCUUUAAGACCAGCUGAUAUAAAACUUGUAGCAUCCAUGGGUGAUAGUUUAACUGCAGCAAAUGGUGCAAAAGCAAAUUCAAUUGUUGCUGUAAUAGUUGAAUAUCGAGGUGUUUCCUGGUGUAUUGGUGGUGAUGACAAUCUCAAAAAAGUUGUUACAUUACCCAAUAUUUUACGACAAAUUAACAGUCAAUUAAGUGGUUAUUCUCAAGGAACUGGUGAUCGAAAUUCUUCCAAAGCUGGUUUUAAUGUUGCAAAAGCUGGUGCUAUUUCUUCUGAUAUGCCAACUCAAGCUCAUCUUCUUGUUGAUCGAAUGACAAAAGCAUUAGGUGCUGGAAAAUUUGCUGCAGAUUGGAAAUUAGUAACAUUCUUUAUUGGUGGUAAUGAUCUUUGUGGUUAUUGCAAAGAUACAAAUCGAUUUAGUACAGCUACUUAUACGAAUAAUAUUAAAACAGCAUUAGAUAUUUUGAAAGCUCGUAUGCCUCGUGCUCUUGUUAAUCUUGUUGUUGUUCUUAAUGUUGCUGAACUUGAAGAUUUACAUGAAGGUAUUCGAUGUCAAUCAUUACAAAAUUUUAUGUGUGAUUGUGCUGUUAAUAAGAAAACACGUGAACAAGUUCGUGUAGCAAAUUUGGAAUAUCAAAAAGCAACAACUAAAUUGAUUAGUUCAGGUAUUUAUGAUACAUCGGACGAUUUUACUGUUGUCCUACAACCAUUCAUGGAACAUAUGAAAGUACCAGCUACGAGCAAUGGCUUAGCUGAUUUUUCAUAUUUUUCGCCUGAUUGUUUCCAUUUCAGUCAAAAAGGUCAUGAAGCAGCAGCUAUUGAACUUUGGAAUAAUAUGAUGCAAAAAGUUGGUGAAAAAACAACUUCAUGGAAUUUAUUGGAUACACUUGAAUGUCCAACAACAGGCAAUGGCAUGUGCUAUUUAUUUAUUAAUGCACAAACAAGCAAUACUACAGUGGUUGUCACAACUACCACUACUACUACUACUACUGUCAAACCUGUUGUCGUUGUUGCAACUACUCCUGCUGUUAAACCUGCUGAAGUAGUCGCAACUACAGCUGCUGUUAAACCUGUUGAAGUUGUGGCAACUACUGUAGUUGUUAAACCUGUUGAGGUUGUCGAAACUUCUACUAUUAUGAAAGUUUCACAUGCGAUGGAAAUAACAGAUGGACCUACUACUAUGAAAUGGAUGGGCACAGAUGAUACUCCCGUUCCAAUAAUUACAUAUACAGGACUAACACCAGGUUCUCGACAUGGACCAUAUGUUGAACCACCACCACAUCCACUUGGCUAUUGUAUUCGUGGUCGUUUACGUUGUUCCAGAAUUCGUCGUUGUUGCAAUGGACCAUGUAAUGUUAUUACAAUGCGUUGCCCAGAAAAUCAAAAUGUACAAUCUUAA